AACAGGGAAACACCAAUUUUCGUCGCAGUCUACGAUGCUGCUCUCAGCAAUUGCAGGCACAAUCUUCGUCAGCUUCACAUCCGCCGAUUACACACAAUUCUACUUCAACUCCAGCAAUGGCUGCGACGGUCUCGCUUUCGGCUGCGAAGCACCUUUCUCCAUGUGCGCUUACGAUAGCGUAAAAGACAAAUACUACUGUUGUUCUGGAGAAUAUUAUAACGCAUGUCGCGCGUUUUCUACUUCUUGUACCGACUCCGCAAGCACGCAGACUUGUGGCGAUGGAAGCUGGUGUUGUUUGAGUGAGACUAGUGGGGAGAGGUGUACGAGUCGGAGUGGUCAAAUCAACGUCUGCGUCGCAACACAAGACAAUCUCAUUGCUGAUGUUUCACAACUUUUGAUGAAUGAGACUUAUUCGAGCCUUACUGCUGCAAACCCUUCUGCGACCACAUACUCGGUGGAUGUCACAUCGCUCGUCGCACUAGCCACAUCCUCCUCCUCUUCUUCAAUCGCUACAACAUCAACAGCAUCCGUUUCCUCAACCUCAUCCACAGCUAGCCCUGUAUCCGCCGCCGCAGCCCCGCGCGGGACCCCAAUAGCCACAGGAGCCAUCGCCGGCGGCGUCGUGGGUGGAGUUGCCGGGCUCGCAAUUAUCGGGGGUGCGAUAUGGUUCUUCCUCAGAAGAUCGAAAAAGGCGAAAUCGAAAUCUAAGAACCAAGAUCUGUCUUCUCCUACAGCUGCUGAGAAACGUGAUCAGUUCCCGGGCUCUGGUGGUUUCCAAAGUCCUGCGCCACAAUAUGAGGUUGCGGAAAUGGAAGGUACGAGGGAGGUUGGGGAGAUGGCGGGGAGUCGUGCUGGUGAGAGGAAAUUUUUGAUGAGAGGGGAGGUUAGUGAGAUGCCUGGGGGGAGGGAUGAGGUUAGGGAGCUACCUGGGUGAGGAGGUGAGAAAUGGAAUGAGCUAUGUUGGUUGAGGGAAAAUAAUUGCAUGUGGGAAAGUGGAUGGCUGGGUAUGGGGAGGUAGUAGUUCUGGAAGGAGUGUAGGGAAAGAGAUAUAUGUGCUAGAUGUGAGCCGUAGAAGGUGGAAGAGAUGCGAAGGACAAGCAUGACGGGAAGAAUGGAUGAUUGUGCAAGCCGUGAUAUUGGCCGGGCUAGCUGCAAGUCUGUCCGCUGGAACUAUCCUAUACCCUCCAACUCCAUCGCUGAGCCAUCUACAUGUUCCGACUCAAGCUCUGUACAUUUCAAUUAGCUCCAUUUCUCGCAUCUUAUGCAGUAGACUUCGGUGGGUCGACGAACGUGGUUUGAGUGACAGUAGGCGUCGGCUGAGCAGAAACGACAUUACCCGAAGCAUCCUCUGUGAUGAAUUUUAUCGAUGUAGCGGUGCUACGUUCUGGCGCCACGGUUACGAUCGCGAUGCUUUGAGACUCGGAAGAAGUGGUUGACGAUGCAAGAGAUCCGAGGAUAGCAGCGAUAUCCGUGAUGGCUGCUGCUGUGUCGGCCGAGGAGGAAGAUGUGCUGCUGCUUCUCUGUGUUGGAGGAAAGGUGACGAAUUGUGUCAUGAUUUCCGUUCCUUGAUGAGCUGGUCCUUGUCCUGGCACGAUGAAAUUUGGAGCGUUGAUGAUCGAUGGUGCUUGGUUGUGUUCGCAUACAGCAGAAGUCGUUGCGAUUCCAGCCCCGGCCCAUGGGAAGAGUCGGCUUGGAGCGUUGUUGUAGAGACCUAUGACUGUGUAGGCGAAGAGGAUCGUGCUUUCGAAGAAGAGGAUGAUUGCGAAGAUUAUGAAGAGGGGCAUUGGGAUGAAGACUCCGGAUUGUCGCUUUGGUUCGGGGUAGUAUUCUCGAACGUAUUCGCGUGGUGGUGGCUGGGGUGCUGGAGCUGGGCUCGAGCCGAAGAGUGUUGAGAAGCGUGGUGGGUGGUCUUUCUUCUCGCUCAGCUCAUGGUCUUGGACGUGUGGCUGAGGUGACGGGCAGCCUUUCUUUUUGAGAUCCAUGUUGGCGUCGAUGGCUUCUGCUGGUGGCGCUCGGCCUGGUUGGCAGUCGUCGGUCUCGUACAUGUUGUCGUUGAGACUUUUUUCGAAAAUUUCUUGGAAGUGCAUGUGGAGGGAUGAAGAGUUUUCUCCAACGGUCGAUAGAUGUUGAAAUAUGGUGAUCGGCCGUCAAGUCGUAAGUGUCGUGAGCAAUUGCCUGCAACUGCUUUGAAUGUCUGCCGUCAAAGAGGUGGAGUGCAAACACGGUUUAAUAUUUCUCGAGUGCGCGCAGCGCUUUAUGUCUCAUUAAAAGCAACGGCUCAAACAAAGGCGUUGUCUGUUGUCUUAACGAAAGUGCUUGUCCAGCAAAGCAGUAUUAACAAAGGUCUUGUGUGAAGAGAUGGACAAGUGAAUGUUGAAAGAAGGCAAAACUACGUAUCGUGGAC
Pseudocercospora fijiensis CIRAD86 is the source of this 2404-nucleotide messenger RNA. RefSeq lists its product as uncharacterized. The transcript has 2 exons. The coding region runs from base 35 to 934 and encodes 299 amino acids. The record is from RefSeq and is a predicted model, not a curated record. Lineage: Eukaryota; Fungi; Ascomycota; Dothideomycetes; Mycosphaerellales; Mycosphaerellaceae.